Dendronephthya gigantea is the source of this 3635-nucleotide messenger RNA. Its product is annotated as potassium voltage-gated channel subfamily C member 1-like. The transcript is spliced from 4 exons. Gene Ontology annotation, biological process: potassium ion transmembrane transport; protein homooligomerization. Gene Ontology annotation, molecular function: protein binding; delayed rectifier potassium channel activity. NCBI's taxonomy places the organism in Eukaryota, Metazoa, Cnidaria, Anthozoa, Malacalcyonacea, Nephtheidae. The record is from RefSeq and is a predicted model, not a curated record. Gene Ontology annotation, cellular component: voltage-gated potassium channel complex; membrane. The coding region runs from base 434 to 2410 and encodes 658 amino acids.
CCGUUCUGUGUAGUCAAAAACAGGUGGAUCGAUUAUUCAUUACUUGAGUGACUACGUACGUGAAUUUAGUGUCAAAUAACGACAGCCUAGCAACAAGGAAAACUGAGCGUAUAUAUUAGCGAAUCUCGCUUCGCUGAAGAUUGACGUUUAUACUCACGAUAAAGAACAACACAAAAUUUCGUGGCCUCGCUGGUGUUGAAUUUCCACGAAAAGCGUGUCACGGUUUGCCGCACAGGAUUGAUAUCAUAGAAGCAAAGAGCACGGUUAGUACACAUGCAGAUGCGAGGGUUACAAGUACAUGUGUGUAUAAGCUGCGUGUAUUUAAUUUGAGAGCUUGUCUGUCGCGUUUUAUGACUUUCGCUACAAGACACGCUGUCCUUGUAGGUUGAAACAUCGUAAAAAAGCAAUUUUGUCGGUCUGAAAGGGAGCGGAGAUGGCCGUGUCGCUUCAAAUGUCUGAUAUGGAUUCGGAUAUGAAAGCUCUUCGUAACAAGGACCGUAUAAUUUUAAACGUCGGAGGGAUACGGCACGAGACAUUCAAAAGUACGUUAAGAAACUUCCCUGACACACGGCUGGCGUGGAUUACGACGCGGGACAAUUUUUCGGAUUACGACCCGGAGAAAAACGAGUACUUUUUCGACCGUCAUCCGGGCGUUUUUCAACAGAUUAUGAACUUCUAUCGCACGGGCAAACUACAUUGCCCGUCGGACGUAUGUGGGCCGCUCUUUGAAGAAGAGCUGAAUUUUUGGGGCAUAGAUGAAAAACAAAUGGAGCCCUGUUGUUGGUCCACUUACACUUUGCACCGGGAAGCGCAGGAGAAUUUGAGGGUUUUCAACGGGCCGGAUUUUGACGAUUCCGACUCCGAAACGGAGCCGGAGGAAUGGAAAAACGGUGAGACGACGGAGCAACAUCGUAGCAGUAAUACACCAGCAUGGCAAAGAUGGAGAUCAAGGAUAUGGACCGUUUUUGAAGACCACACAGCAUCAAAGCUAUCCAAGGUUUACGUGUGGGUUUCAUUGGUGUUUGUCGUCGUGUCUGUUAUUUCGCUUUGCGCGAAUACAGACUCAAACGUUAAUGGCAAUUCAGUUGGGAAAAAGGUUAUCACAGUCAUAGACUACGUCUGCGGUGUUUGGUUCACGGCCGAGUUCUUAAUAAGAUGUUUCACAUGUCCAAGCAUCUUUGAGUUCUCAAAGCAAUUCUUGAAUUGGAUCGACUUCCUCGCAAUCAUCCCAUUUUACCUAAACAUUGCAAUCGGUGCGAACAUUGUCAGCGAGAUACUGGUGUUAGGGCGCAUGCUUAGAUUACUUCGUUUCUUCAACAAGAUGUCGCUUGGAUUCCAAAUUUUGAAACAUACCCUGGUAGCCAGUUCCAAAGAGAUGUUUCUCCUCCUGCUGCUGGUAAUGAUUCCGGUGCUCAUUUUCGCAGGGAUUUUGCAUCUCUGCGAGAGUGGAGUGACCAACACGAAGUUCAAGUCAAUACCGGAGGCAUUCUGGUGGGCCAUCAUAACCCUUACAACUGUAGGAUAUGGCGAUAUGGCACCAAUGACAACACAAGGGAAAAUAUUUGGCAGCAUAUGUGCAGGUGUGAGCAUGUUAAUUUCCGCGCUGCCAAUCUCAAUUAUUGGAGCAAAUUUCUCUCUUUAUUAUCGCCAUGCUCAGGCAAAAUUGAAAUUGCCGAAGAAACCAAGAAAGGUCCUGAUUGGCGCGGCAAACACUUUGAUACGACGAGACGAGGUGGAGGAAGAGCCAGAAAACUCUGGAAACGAGAGAAAUAGUAGCGACGAUCUGACAACUGAAGUUUAUCUUGGCCCAAAAAGGCCACGACGCGAACGAAUGUCGUUAUUCUGCAACGGCGUCGUGCCACAACGUAACAGCACUCGCAUGCGAAGUCUUGGAGGGGAACAUUUACCGGGUCAAACUAACCACGAUGUCGACGAAACUAACUUCUCCGUGAACAGUCCGGAUAAUCACAAGAGCAGCUUGCUAAGCACAAGUACGAAGAGUACCAUCAUCGAAAGUCCGCCGCCACGUUCUGUAAGCUUCCCAGCCAACCUGCCUGGCAGGGACAGGAAUAAUGCAUUAGAACCAGGAGGUGACGGUGCAAAUGAAAAUAGCGCAUACCGCAAGGACAGCGAGGAUGCCGUAUCGCGAUUGCCCAACGGGAGUGCAAUGCGUUCGUUUAGUGCAGGCAGCAGAAACAAGCGAAAUGGGGUUAUAUACCCGAUGAACGCCCCUCGCGUCACGGUAACAGCGGAUGUCCCAAAUGAGAACGCUCUAUCAGAGGAAACGGAAAAUAAUAACAAAAUCGAGUCAGAACAUAAACUAAAUGUUCCGCCCAGCGAGUACGAUGAAAAUGCGACGAAUGGUCAUGUGACUGCGGACAAUAAGCCACUUACGAUACCCGAAGGAUGACGUAAUCGGAUAGUUUCGGAUAAGGCUUGCAGGAGGCUAUUUGCAUGUUAAACUGUGAUCUUGUGUUAAUCGUUCACAUGCAACUGCAUAUAUAGGUAAAAGCUGUUUAAAAGAUACCGAAGUAAGAUUCAGAUGAAGCUCGAAAAUAGCACAUAUCGUAAGGACAGUGAAGGUGGGAUACUGUGAUUGCCUCCAGGAGAGACGGUGGAAUGAGUCAAAUGGCUACAUGUCGUACGAGAUACGAACACGGAACUGGGUUUUACACUCUACGGACGUUAAAACGUUAUGAUCGAGAGAGGUUAAGACCAAAAGAGGCAUACGCUGGCAAGGCCGAGAAUCGCCUGGGAAAGCACAAGAAAUGGGGAAGCACAAGAAAUGUAAGAUAAUUCCGCACUUUUACGGUAGGACUGAUACAAUCUCAAGGAUUGUGAUUUUUUAAUGGGAUGUGCAACAAAAGAAUAUCUCCACUCGUCGCAUCGAAGAAGGGAAGAAAUGUUUGGUCCAUAAAAAAGGAAAUGCCACAUACCGACCUAAAAACGGUGUCUAUAUAAAAGCUAUCUAGGUACAUGUCAAUGCCGCGUGACGCUAUAUACACUUAAAAAAAAAUACGGCAGAUAAGUUCUGCAAUAUUCUGCAAAACAAGAAACUAGAUCAAGCGAAAGUUUGUUAUUCAUUGCUGUUAAGUAUUAGUCAUUUUAGAAAUAUAAUAACAAACACUAUAGUAAAUGAUAAAAAAAUUGAAUGUAUAGGUGCGUGCAGGGAUUUUUAAUUUUCGCAAAACGUAGGUGGAAAAAAACUAAAAUAGCCUGCAUGCCUAAUGACAAGUGAGAUCAAUAUUUUUAGUCAACUGAUUUUGGAUUUCACCGUUUUAAAAUAAUAAAAUUAACGUUAAAAAACUGUCUGUUUUAUAAAUUAUAUAUCUUCUUCAUUUACAUAAAUUUUAAGUCAUCCAAAUCCUGUCAAUAUUGAAGAUACAUUAAUUAUAGGGACGUUAUAGGUAUUUUAACAGGGCUACCAAAUUAAUGCGAGCCUUUUCACUGUUAACGCAACCAUGCAAACUAUACUUUUAAAUUUUGCAGAUAAUUUUUUUGACAUCUAAAUGUGGGAUUUCUAGUUAUUGCCAUAAUGGUGCUCUAGGACAAAGCUUCUCUAGAUAUAAGGAUUUAUCAUGUGUGUAGCACUUGCUCCUCCUACACGUGCCAGUGAAACCAACCAUCAAUAGUCA